AUGGCUACCCCUCUCAAGGAACAGAGGGGCACGCCUUAUAGUCAUCACUGUCAGCAGUGUGGUAAAGAGUUAUCUUCUUUAUCAGAUUUAAAGAAGCAUAUGCGAGUUUACACAGGAGAGAAACCGUACAGCUGUAGACAGUGUGGUAUGGCCUUCUCUCAAGUAAAUACUCUAAGGAUCCAUCAGCGUAUCCACACUGGAGAGAAACCGUACAGCUGUGAGCAAUGUGGUUUGGCCUUCUCUCAAGCAAGUACUCUAAGGAUGCAUCAGCGUAUCCACACUGGAGAGAAACCGUACAGCUGUGAGAUCUGUGAGAAAGCUUUCACACAGUCAUUUGCAGUGAAGCGUCAUAUAUGCACUCACACUGGAGAGAAACCAUACAAAUGUGAGGACUGUGGUAAAAGUUUCAGUCGGUUGGGUAAAUUUAAGACUCACAGAAACAUCCACACCAGAGAAUUACUCUACCCUUGUCAGGAUUGUGGUAAAUUCUUUACUGAUCAAGGUGCUUUAAAGCAUCAUGAGCGUAUUCACACUGGAGAGAAGCGUUACAAGUGCAGAUACCGUGCAAAGAAGUUCUCAGCAGUAGGAUCAUGUAUAACCCAUGAGCGCACCCACACUGGAGAAAAACCAUACAGCUGUGACCAAUGUGGUAUGGCCUUCUCUCAAGUAGGUCAUCUAAGGAUCCAUCAACGACGCCACACUGGAGAGAAACCCUUCAGCUGUGACCACUGUGGGAAAACGUUCAGCAAUAAGGAAUGA
Messenger RNA from Cheilinus undulatus (humphead wrasse), 759 nucleotides. Its product is annotated as zinc finger protein 239-like. The transcript is spliced from 3 exons. Lineage: Eukaryota; Metazoa; Chordata; Actinopteri; Labriformes; Labridae. Gene Ontology annotation, molecular function: DNA-binding transcription repressor activity, RNA polymerase II-specific. The record is from RefSeq and is a predicted model, not a curated record. Bases 1 to 759 code for a protein of 252 amino acids. Gene Ontology annotation, biological process: negative regulation of transcription by RNA polymerase II.